AUAACAUGUAAUUUCUGCCACUAGUGAUUGCUCAAUCAAAACAAUAACAAAAUACAUAGUUUGAUGAAGUUAUGGAGUAGUGUGGGAUCAUAGGAGAUCGCCACCAGCUGAGAGACCAUGACCUCCGGCAGAGGUCAUGUUCACGGACAGGUGAAUGUGUUCAAGUACUAUUGGCGUUCAGUCACGUAAUGUAGUUUAAUUCGAAUGAAAUUGCUACAAGUAACAAAACAGCUUUUGCAACCUUGCAGUAACAUUAAUAUUUUAAGUAGGAAAGUAAAAGUUUUGAGUAUGAGUAUUUCUGACAGCUAGAUUAACCUCAUAUGUUACAGUAUUAAACAUUGUAGAACGUACUAUUGAAAAACAAUGCAAUAUUAAAAAAAAUUCAUCCAUUCAAGGAUGAAAAAGGAUGCUAAGCAUUAAAAUGUAUAAUUUGCAUCAUUGUCACUAUGGUAACACAACUUGUUGACACUCACACUUUUUGCCAUCAGGCUCUUUGACAUGAUGUCACCAUGCCGAGUGAUGGAAUUCAUAUGCUAUGUUGACUGGUUUCCGUGGCUCUGUUCUUCAUCAGUUUACCUGGUACCGUGCGAGAACGUCGUGUUUUUCACUGCUCUCUCCGUGCGUUUUUUUGGCUUCUGCUUUUCCAACAUGCAUUGCAUUGUCGUCUCACCACCCUCUCCAAGACCCUGUGAAGGUCAUCUUGGAGUACAACCGGACCCUGGACCCUCCCUCCGGACGUCCAACUCUGAGGUCAAGGCCGCUGUCAACUUCACCCCUGCCUCGGCCCCGCCCUGGCGGGUGGUGGUGUCUGGCUCCUCCCUCAGAGCAGUCAUCACCCAGCUGCUGACUCAGGUCAGCCCUGGGUCCCACCCUCCUGUGUGGUGGUUCACCAUCUUCCAGGAGGUCCACCGCCUCCUCCGGUCCUCCUUCCCCUGGGUCAGGGUGAGGGUGGACAGGCAACAGGCCAACUGUCUUCUGCAGCCCAUAGCUCAUCACCAGCUGGCUAAAUACAUCAUGGCCCGUCUGGAGAAACAGUUGAUCCCCUGGAACGGUCUGGAGAAGGCUCUGCUCACCGCGCCACACAUCUUCCAGCAUUACGCCGUCUACCUGGUGGCUAAUAGCAUAGCCGGGCUGGUCCCGGAUCAGCUAGCACCUAGCCAGAAGGACCUGCUGAGGAUGGAGUGUACGCUGAAGAGCCUGCCUCCCGGCUCCAUGCUCACCGUCAGCAGCGACCUGGUGGACGACCUCAUGGUGAAGCUGGUACUGAGGCUCCUGCCCCUGAACGGCGAGGGCUACAGACCGCUGAACCAGCAGACGCUCCUGACCACCACUCUCAAGAUGAGUUGUUUCAUCCUGGCCACACUAAAGAAUAUGCCCGGCAUCACCGUGGACACCAGCCUCCCUUGUCCGUGCUGGGACAUCAGGAGGCUUGCCAUGCUGGUGCAUUGCGGCCUUACCAAGUCCUUGGGGACCUCUCUCCAGGUAGGUUUGGUUGCCGAUGAAUGUAUGGUGGAUGAGCACUGGCUGAGGGCGUCUUCUCUCUUGUCUCUGUUGAAGGGCCCUAAUGUGCUCGUCUCCAUCCUUUGGGAGGUUGUCGAGGCCCUGCUGGCCCGGUACCAUUCAGACCGCCCUGAGGAAUCCUCCAUCCCCACCCAAGUUCCCAGGGUGAUGCAGGAGGAGCAGGAGAUGGAGGAAGAGCUGCUCAGCCAGAGACUUCCUGAGCAGCUCAGGGAGCAACUCUACGGGACGUUUGGCACGUGGGUCCAACACGGCAAACUCUUUGGCAGGGCUCUCCCACCGAUGAGCACCGCAGAGCAGGACCUCAGAGGAGCGGACGCAGCCGUCCCCAGCAACACUCUGGCUGACGACCCUGUCGCUCUGGACCCCAGUCUGGACGCCCCUCAGGAGGAGCAGCCCGACAGCCACAGCCGUUGUGAUCCGUUUGUGAUGGAGAACAGUAGCUGUGGACCCGUCACUGGAGAUCUCCUUCCUCCAGCAGCUCAGCCGGAGAACGGAGAGUCUAACUCCGUCUCCACAACCGACCCGGUUGUGAUCCAGCGGUCCACCGUUGGAUUCAUUGUGGCCCAGCUGUUCAGAGGCCGGGACGAAAUGUCCUCCCCAUCCCACAUCGACCGGUACCGGGCCUUCCAGAACCUGGUUGUCCGGGAAGUCCACCUUCUGCUGCAGGAGGAGGCCACCAUGAACCAGGGCAACCCUGGGUUUGAGCGGACCCUGGAGCGCCUGAAGGACCCCGUGCAGGAGGAGAAACUGGGUCUUCAGCUUCGCUGGGUCCUUGAGGAUAGGCUGAAAGAGGCCUUGCCCGGCGUGUGCCUGUCCAGGGACGGGCUCAUGAAGGACCCCCCGAACACCCUGCUGGCCUGCUCCCUGAUCGCCACAGAGGUCCUUGAUCACCUGAAGACCUCUGUGAGCUCUCCUGACUACAACAAUGAGGCAGAGGAGUGUCUUCACGGGGAACAGUUGUUGGCCCCCGCUAAGGUCAGUCAUCUCAGAUCCUGGUGUAACAGUCCUUCACAAAGGCCCUGACGUGGUGGGCUACACACAAAGAAAUGUUUAAGAUAAAAUGAAAACAUUUCAUAAAAUGAGCAGACCAUAAUUUGUUUGUGAAUGUUCAAUGUCUGCUUACUGGCUUUCUUGACACGUUCGGAACCGCUUUCAACGCAACGCCCUUACGUUGCCUGAUUUGUGUGUGUGCUUCAUUACACGAUCAAUUAUGUUAAAACAGACAAUACAGCAUGCUGAACAAAGACACUAUGACACUCGCUUGCGUAUUGC
Molecule: messenger RNA, 2793 nt
Organism: Gadus macrocephalus (Pacific cod)
Lineage: Eukaryota; Metazoa; Chordata; Actinopteri; Gadiformes; Gadidae
Exons: 9
Coding region: 499-2544 (681 amino acids)
Source: RefSeq, a predicted model, not a curated record